Cladocopium goreaui is the source of this 2037-nucleotide messenger RNA. Lineage: Eukaryota; Dinophyceae; Suessiales; Symbiodiniaceae. The record is from the annotation of a GenBank genome assembly.
AUGACGGGGCAAGCAGUUUCCAAGGCACAGACCUCCAGUCUGGGAGCAUUGUGGGUGGCGGUGGUGAAAAUCCUUGCUCGCCUAAGGUAUUUGGGUCUCCUGGGCUAUGCGUUGGAAUGGUUGCUGGAGGCCAGCCAUGCCAGCAGCAGAAUGCACAAGAUCUUGCACAGCAUCAACACACCCAAGGUCCAUUUACUGGCGAUCAGCAUGGUGCUUGCAGGCCAUAUAGCGGAGCAUCUUCAUCAAGAGGAGGAGAAUCAUCACCAGGAGGCGCAUUUGCACGAACUACGAAUGGAAGUUCAAAAGCUGGGAACUCAGCGAACGCGAAUGAGAAAAAAGGACACCGCCACACCGUGCUUUUUGGACUCUCCAGGCGAGAUGGGCCGUAUCGGAGUGCUAUUUGAGCUGCGACAUGCAGAUACGCAGCUUCGCACAGGUGCUUCAUUGUAUCCCUGCUGGGCGAUGUUGGGCACUGGGCCGGGGACCAGCGAUUCUUCUGCCUCACUUUGCCGUUCCCAGGAUUUAGACACUCCUGGCCACUCCAUCGCAAGCCCACGAAUUGCAGGGGAACUCGGCAAAACGAGUGGAGAAGCGGAUACCAAUCCUCAGCAGUUGAUCCACAUCGAGUACAAGUUCGUGAAGGAUCGUCGGCAGUUGAAAGACUGCGGACCUUCGAUUCAAUGGGAGGACAGCAUCGCCAAUCGCUUGGUGACUCUGCCUUUUGAGCCUGGGAGCAUUUGGAUCAUCUCUGAUUCAAAGUUCAACGAUGCCCGGCGGAAUUUGCUUGGUGCAGGUUCCAAGAGCCCGAGCGAUUGCUGGCUUUUCAACAAUCAGGGAACCAAGGGUCGUGACAAGUUGGACAUGGAGUUCAGAGCAUCCUUGCAGGACUUGAACGACGCCCAUUCCCCCGAAUGGAGCGGCCGGGAGCCAGAAGAUGACGGGCCGGGUGCUUGGUGCUUGCGGGAAAUGCCGGCUUUGAAGCUCCCAGAAAGGUUUUUGACCAACCAGGACUCCCUCCUGGUCUCAUCAAAGGAUGGGGGCCACUUCCGGACCCCCAACCGAGGACCCUCUGAGAUCCAUGCGUCAUCGACCGAGUCAAUGGCGCCCCUGGGUGUUGGCUCCACGAGCAAACAACACCAGAAUGUUCCGUGGCAUCUGUCCGGCAGCAAAGUGGAUUUCGGCAUUGGCAUCUCAAGCUGGACAAAGAGGGCAGCAGCCAACUUUGGCGCAAAAGUUGCCGCGGCAGAAGCUGUGCUCUUUGGAGCCAGAGAGUGCUGGAUUGGAGCUGGCGAGAGCCUUCCAGAGCCACCCGAGGUCCAGCCCUGGGUCUCCGAACGUUUGGAGCUGCGAGACACUGACAGAGGGCGAGGGUUGUUCCUUUCGGCCUCAGCCAAAGAAGGGGAGAUCCUUUUCGUGUGCGAGCCCUUCGUGAUUGGGUCAGCAUCUGGUUUGCAGGAAGCAACCGUCAAGAAGCUGCGAUCCGUUCCAGAGGAGGAUUUCAACCGCUUCAUGUCUUUGCAAGGGUCUGAUGGCACGAGAUUCGUCACAGAAACCGAAAUGAAGUUGCAGAGUUGGACGCGUGGUCCAAGGACAGUGCAACAUCAGAGGUCCGUGGACGCCAAGAAAGUGGCGAAGGUCUUGCAAUUCAAUAGCCUGGCAAGGGAUUCUCUGAAUGGGCAAGGUUUUGCAGAAGAAGCAGCUUUGUGUGGGGUGUGGCCUCUAUGCAGUUUGAUCAACCAUUCUUGCCUCCCGAACGUGCAGGAGCACUUUCUCGGUGAUUUCUUGAUCCUGAGGGCAGCACGGCCCAUCGCAGCCGGAGAGGAGUUGUUGAUGUCGUAUGUUUCCCCCUUCCAGCCGCGACAUGUGCGACGCCAGCGCCUGUCUGGCACAUUUCAGUUCUCUUGUGCCUGGGCGACAGAUUUCGGCGAUGUUGGGAUUAGUGGAACAAAUGGACCCAUCCAAGUCUUAGGCAUGUUUCCUCCAGGUUUGUUGUUUUCUGUUGUGAACGACCUGACUUUGUCAAACAUAGACUUCUGA